Molecule: messenger RNA, 1379 nt
Organism: Phyllopteryx taeniolatus (common seadragon)
Lineage: Eukaryota; Metazoa; Chordata; Actinopteri; Syngnathiformes; Syngnathidae
Exons: 8
Coding region: 253-1221 (322 amino acids)
Source: RefSeq, a predicted model, not a curated record
GAACGAUGCAGAAGGGGGAGGGGCAAAGGAGGGGGCUCCUAGGAUUGCUAAACAAGCUUUUCGGGAUUCUUGACUGUUUACUAAAACUCGACGCUUGGUGAAAACAAACGCGGGCAGACUUUGAUCGAAGUAUUGGCCUGGGAAAAUGACGUAAUAAACGAGUGUGCGAGGACGUCGCGUUGCUACGUAUAGUGACCGGAAGAAGAAUUAAAUGCUCUUCCACGAGAUGGCAGAAGGUCGGGAAACACUGCGAUGCUUCAGCUCGGAAGCCUGUUGACCCGGUUUCAGGUCGGCGGCUGCUCGGCUCCAGAGAGUUCAAAAGGCCAGAAAGUGCAGCAAACACUGACGGACGUCCUUCAGCAUGUCAGGAAACUCACCGGGCUGAGGAAGGAGCACGUCUAUUGCAAUCUGCGGAUCCCCGACCAGUGUGAAAUUGUCAAAGAUGACAUUGACAUUGUGAUACUCACAGGCCGAGGGAUCUUCUGCAUUGACAUAAAACCCUGGCGAGGUCUGGUGUCCGCUCACGACCAAAAGUGGCACGUUCAAGUGAAGGAAAAAGAUCAGAACUUUAGCAACACUUGCAUCGAACAGAUGGAGGACCCCCUCAAAGCCAUCACGUUGAAGACGUCUCACUUGUGCGGCCAUCUGAGGCGGAGUGGCGUGCCCGUGCAUCAGUCUCUCUUCUUCCCCAGGGCGGUCUUCCCGUCGCCGGAAUGCGAGCUCGCCGAGGGGCUCCGGGAGCGGCGCGAGCUGGUGUCGCACGACCAGUUGGACCACUUCCUGCGAUCCUUCAGGGAGGACUACAUGGCCUGGAUGUUGGACGCGCUGACUCCCUCCUGGCUCUCUGGUCAUCUAUCGUACGGGCAGAUGGCGUCGGUGCAGAAGGUCCUGAGGCGCUCGCCGACGUGGGAUUUCAUGUGGCUUCGCAGCGGCGUGCAGCUCAAGGGCGACUUCCAGGGCUGUUGCUACAUCGCGCUGGACCGCAGCGAGACCGACACGCUGGAGUUCUCUGGGCUCAAGACAAUGUGGGCCCUGCUGGGGCGCGCCCCUCAGGUGACUGUCAAAAUGUACAAGCGUGGCUCGAACGGAUGGUUGGGCAAGACGCUGAGCGCCACUGCAACCGUUCCCUCCGACACCUUGGUGGUCUUCCGGGUCAGCGGCGAGAAAGCGGACACCAAAAUCCCGGCCAACGCCAUCCACAGCAUCACGCUCAGCAUAUAAGAAGUCGUAGUAACGCAAAUGGUUGACUUUAGCUAAGAACAUAGCCCUGAGUGCCUUUUUACGAUUCUGUUAUACUGUAAACACUUUAUGUAAGAAAAGAAAACAAAUUGUAUUAAUAUAAUCUUCAGUGGCAAUAUUACAGUUGUUUUUUCGCUUGA